Molecule: messenger RNA, 1133 nt
Organism: Carica papaya (papaya)
Lineage: Eukaryota; Viridiplantae; Streptophyta; Magnoliopsida; Brassicales; Caricaceae
Product: agamous-like MADS-box protein AGL8 homolog
Biological process (GO): positive regulation of transcription by RNA polymerase II
Cellular component (GO): nucleus
Molecular function (GO): RNA polymerase II transcription regulatory region sequence-specific DNA binding; DNA-binding transcription factor activity; protein dimerization activity
Source: RefSeq, a predicted model, not a curated record
AAAUCGAACCCACUUUUUGCUUUUUCUCCUCUAAUCUCCGUCUAUAUAUAUAUAGACCCACAUCCGUAUUCUCAUUUUGGCCCCUUUCCCCGGAUUAAUCUUGGUCACACACCCGAAAAUUCAAAAGGGUGAAGAUGGGGAGAGGCAGAGUUCAGUUGAAGAGGAUAGAGAACAAGAUCAACAGACAGGUGACUUUUUCUAAGAGAAGGUCUGGUUUGCUCAAGAAAGCACAUGAGAUCUCUGUUCUCUGUGAUGCUGAGGUUGCUUUGAUCGUCUUCUCCACCAAAGGGAAGCUCUUUGAAUAUUCUACAGAUUCCUGCAUGGAGAGAAUACUUGAACGGUACGAGAGAUACUCAUACACAGAUCAGAGGCAGACUGUCACAAAUGAAAUUGGACCAAACGGAAACUGGAAUCUGCAGUAUGCAAAGCUGAAGGCUAGAAUUGAAGUGUUGCAGAGAAAUGAAAGGCAUUUUCUGGGAGAGGAUCUUGAUUCUUUGAGUCUGAAAGAGCUUCAAAGUUUGGAGCAUCAGCUUGAUUCUGCACUUAAACAUGUCAGGUCAAGGAAGAACCAACUCAUGCUUGAGUCCAUUUCAGAGCUUCAGAAAAGGGACAAAGCAUUGCAAGAGCAAAAUAAUGCGCUUGCUAAAAAGGUAAAGGAAUGGGAAAAGGAAUUGGCUCAACAGGCACAAAUAACAUGGGAGCCCCAUGCUCCUGCUUUACAUCCAUCCUCUAAUAUUAGGAGUUAUCCGCCGAUGAGUAAUGGAGAAGACGAAGAAGGUAAUGUAGCUCAACAGAGAGCCACAGGAAGUACACUGCUGCCUCCUUGGAUGCUUGGCCAGAUUAAUGAAUAAACCAGUGACGACUCAGUGCAGAUAUAUAUACAUAUGUAUAUAUAUAUUGCAGUUUCAUUCAAUGCAUAGAGAUACAUACUAUAUAUAUAUACGUAGCAACUGAAGGAUGGUGUUGUAUAAUCUGUGGGUUACUUUUCACAUGCACUUACUCUUCAUUAGUAUCAGAAAAAGAAAAAGAAAGAGAAAAAAUGAAAAUGAAAAUUUCAAUGCAUGUAGUUAUGGUAAAUAUUGACAGAGACAAUAAUGAGAAAUAAGAUGAAUGUUUAAGACAUUUUAUGAAAA